Messenger RNA from Solenopsis invicta (red fire ant), 5717 nucleotides. RefSeq names its product cilia- and flagella-associated protein 44. The record is from RefSeq and is a predicted model, not a curated record. The transcript has 24 exons. The coding region runs from base 244 to 5634 and encodes 1796 amino acids. Gene Ontology annotation, molecular function: protein binding. Lineage: Eukaryota; Metazoa; Arthropoda; Insecta; Hymenoptera; Formicidae.
AAGUAAAUUUCGGAACACAGUGAAACAGCAAUAAAAGUUUCAAUGCGCGUCCGCAGGAUAAGCAGAAAACAAGAGCUCAAUAGAAUAAAUAAAAGCUACGUAUCCAUAGAAACUCGUUAUCCUUGCGAAGUUCGUUAGCUGUACGUAUUACUGUAUCUUAGCAAAACGGAUUUAUACAAGAUUGUAUUUUCGCUGGACGUUAAUAUAAAAUGUAAACAAAAGAAAGUAUGCUAAUAAAACGAAAUGCCAGAGAACGAGUGGUGGAAUCGUGUGCGGGAGUUUCAUAAUGAAAAAAAAUGGAAAACGGAAAGAGACAAUAACGGAAUGCACGAGAUGAGAACUUACGAUUCAAAUAAAUACAUUUCCGGAGCGAGUAGCACGCCAAACGGAACUGUGCCAGACAACAUUUUACAAUUUCAUCAUUCGUUUUCGUACGAUUGUCAAAGAUACUUUAAUCUUUGCGUAGUAGAGCCAAAUGUUGUUGUUUUUGCUUCUGGUAACAUCUUACAUUUCUUGAAUACUGCGACGAACGAGCUGUGGUUUAGAAGAGGAUACACAGGUGGUGGAAUCGGACACGUGACGAAAAAUCCAAUGUUUGAUCAUAUUGCCGUUGGCGAGAAUGGUAUUAAACCUCCGAUAAUAAUCUAUAAAUGGCCUUCGUUGGAUAUCGUGACAAUUUUACACAAUGGUACAAUGAAGUCCUAUUCUUAUUUAACAUACAGUGCAGAUGGUUUGUUGCUGGUGUCACAAGCAGGAUACCCAGAUUACACAAUUACUCUUUGGAAUUGGCAGAAAUCUGAAAUAGCAUUAAAAUGCAAGUCUUACAAUCGGGAUGUUUACAAUGUAACGAUAUCUCCAUCGUUACCUGGAUGUUUAGCAACGUGCGGCUCAGGACAUAUAAAAUUUUGGAGAAUCUCCGAAACAUUCACGGGACUUAAAUUAAAAAGCGAAAUUGGUAGAUAUGGUCAGACAGAGAUUUCUGACAUUGUGGGCGUGUAUAUUAUGCCAGACGGAAAGGUUGUAUCAGGUUGCGAAUGGGGGAAUAUUUUAUUGUGGGAAGAAGGCUUAAUUACUUUUGAAAUAUGUAAAAAAAAUCGACAGCCGUGUCAUGCUAAAGCAAUUACACAAUUUGAAUAUACAAAUGGAGAGCUUAUAUCAGUUGGUAUGGAUGGAUGGAUUCGAAUUUGGUUCUAUGAAACUAUAGAUCAAGCAUAUUCCCAUAAUGAUGAACGUUUUCUAGAGAUUCAGCCUAUUUAUGAAUAUCACAUUAGUGAGAAUGGAGCUAAUGGUUCAAUGCUAAUGUGUAUAUAUAAGCAAGAACCAGACAGUCUAGAAAGUACAUUCUGGUAUGCUCAAGAUGGAAAUGGUGGAAUUUGGUUAAUAGAUUUACAUACCAUGAAAGCAGAAUUACCACAAAAAAUAUUCACAUGCCACGCGGGAGCUAUAGCUGACAUGGAUAAUGCAACAUGGGGCCCCUUUGUAGCUACACUUAGUAAAACAGGACAAUUGCAUAUUUAUAAUUACCUAGAGAAAAAGUUAAUUCUAAUGCAUAAAUUUAACGAUAAUGGCAGUCAAGUUGUCUGGUUUCCAUGCCAGAUUGAAGCAACAGGAUCGACACUUGCAUGUGCUUUCGAGAGUGGUGUAAUUCGUAUAAUUGCUGUAGCAGUAUCAGCAGCUGACGCUACUGAUGAUAUAAAAGGAGAUUAUGUCCGGCUGAUUCAAAUUAUAAAACCGCACAAAAUGGCAAUAACCGCAAUGUCUCUAAAUCCAUCAUGCCGCUUACUGGUAACUGGUAGUGAUGAUUCAACAGUAUUUAGUUUCGUUAUAACGGUGUCCGAAAACUUUCCUGUUAUUAUGCCAAUUGGCUUCGUCAAAGUACCUUCGGGAGUCACGUGUCUCACAUGGAAAACACAAUGUGAAACAACGUUAUUAAUUGGAUGUAUGCAAGGUGAUUGUGUAGAAGUUGUUUUGCCAAGGACACCUCAACCAUAUACUACCGCUUCGUACGAACUCGUUCAAUGUCGACCAAAAGCGUUUAAAUUCCAUUCUGUAAAAUCUGCUAUUCAAAGAGAAUUAAUACGCCUACGUCGAGAGGAAAAAAGUAAGGAGAAGAUAGAGACAAAACGUCAAGAACUAGAGCGAUUAAUAGCAGAAAGUCCCGGACUAGAAAUUAACGAAGAAACAUUUCUUGCUAUAGAAGAACAAGAGCCAUUGCCGGAAGUCUACACACCAAAAACAGCAAAUAAGGUAUUGAUAGCGCAGUAUAUCAGUCAUGAUAUUAUUUGGUUGUUAAUGGGGGGAUUUGAUGCGGGAUAUAUCUAUGAAUAUCCAAGUCCGCAAAUUAUCGAAACUAUUGAAGAAAAGCCGAUUAAAAGUACCGUGAUAUACGAUGCGGACGACGUAGAAAUACGAAGUUGUCUUUUCUACAAGGAAAAGAAGUACUUGUUCCUGGCAAUGGAGCAUGGACAAAUACGGGUUUGCAGAUGGAAACCCGAAAAUUAUACAGAUCUUUCGGAUUACUGGAUACUUCCGAUGCACGAUAAUUGUAAUGGCUAUAUCCCAAAGAUGGUUCUCAGUCAUAAUCAAAAGAUGUUAUUUACAUGUGGAUACGACGGAAAUUUAUUUUCUUACGAGAUAAACGAUGACACGCCAUUCGAAGAAAUUGAAUUUGAAAAAACCAAAGGAACCUUGUCCUUGCCGCACACUAGUAUUGAAGAUAUCGAAGAAAUUGAUCAUAAAAGUUUGGAAGAGAUGAUUCAACAAGCUGAAUACGACAGAAUCGCAACUGCAGUGAAGCAGAAUAAAUAUCGGACAUUGGAGAUAUUACUCAAAUUAAGCGAAGAAUAUAGCAAGAUUGUGGAAAGGAAUAACGCCCUGCCAAAAUCUCAUCAAAUAAGUUACAAAGAAUUGGAGUUGGAUCCUAGAAUUACAGCUGAUCUGAAUAAAGAACUGGAUGUGGAAAUGGCUACGGUACGCGAAAAAUUGGCAUUUAAAGUGGAGAAAAGCGAACUUGGAUUGCAAAAGCUCGUAGAAUAUUUUGUCCAACCUAUUACAUGUUUACCAUUUGUCGUCUGCAAAAUAUUGAAAUCAGAUAAUAUUGUAUAUUCUUUACGCCAACACAUCUUGGACAUUGAUACUUCGCACCAUAUCAAUAUGACGAAAUAUAUACAUGUGUUCGAGAAAAAAGAGAAUGGAAAUAGUAUAACGGAUGACAAAAUGCAACAUUAUGAAGAAGAGCAACAAAAAGAAGGUAAAGUGAAAAUGGGCGAAGAAAUUAAGGUGGCAGAAACGAGACCAAUCGAAGAUUUCUUAAAAGACUUGAAUUAUGAAAAUGUAUUAGAUAGCAGCCUAGGAAUUCAAUUGAAUCAAAUGUUGCGCAAAUAUAUAUUGAGAAAGGCAAAAUUGGAACAACGCGAAAAAGAAUGGAAAGUUAUACAUGAUGAAAAACCAGAUAUAUCUGUCAGUCAUACGCAUGAUAUAUUCGCCAUUGACGAAGCAAAAAAAGCUAUUGGCGAUUAUAAAUUAAAGACAUCUUCCACUUUCAACUUGUCGGAAGAACGAGAUACUCUCUCUUCGAAAUAUGAAGAACUACUAAAUUGCCGAAAAAAGCUUUAUUAUCAGCAAGAAGCUUUCAACACAAAGUUGAAAGCUGUAAGAACUGAAAAGGAACACUUGCACACAGAAGUUUUACAUUUAAUAAAAUCUCUCAAAAAUAUUCAUGCCGAAAUACCAUUGGAAAGCGUGAAACCUUUGCCGGUUAUACCUGUGUUAAAUGUUAAUAUGGAAUUUCCUGAAAGAAAAGUAAUGAUCGAAGAACAUACACUGAAAGCAGAUAAGCAGAGACGAACAACGAUAAUAUUAUCGGAGCAGACACCCGUUUGCCCAGACGAAGAAUAUGAAGUGUUGCUCUUAGAUGAAAAAUUUCUGGAAAACGUGAAAACUUCAAACGGAUUGUUUGCAUUAUUCUCUAUUGCGGAAAAGAAGAUGAAGAUCCAACCCAUAGUUCAAGAUAAUAUGAAGUUACUUCAUUUAAGAGAUGACGUCGAAAGUCCGUGGGAACGACAAAUGAAGUCUUCUCGUAUGCUACGCAAAAUAUAUGAACAGGAUUGCAUAUUAAGACAUAUACAAAUCAGUUGUGAAAAUUUAGACAUAAAGUUGGACAAAUUGGAACGCGAUAGAUUGGAUAUAGUUGCCGAGAAUGUCAAUCUUAAUUUAUUCUUAUUGACGCUCCGUCAAGAAUAUAUUAUUUUGAAGGAGUUUGAGACAAUGGAAAAUGUAUUACAUGACCAAGUUAAUCGUAGAUCAGAAGAGGUUGCAGCAGUGAUGCAGAAAAUACAGACGGCAACCGACAAAGUAGACGUUAAAGUCAAGGAAAUUACAAGAUUACAUAAUCAAAUUAAAGAUAUCUCUUCCGAGUACAUGCGUCGAAUAAAUGACAACAAGUUCCGUAAUUUUCUAUGUCGAAUAUUUAGGAAGAAAUAUAAAGAAGUGAAAGAAGAAGAUGAGAUCACUACUACAACAACUGAAACGGAAACAGAUGAAACGACUAGUGGAAAUAAUGGAGAAUCCGAGUUGAUUUAUCUCGAUGAAAACAUAUGUCCAUCAGGAUGUGAUAAAAUGUUAUACGACUUAGCAUUUUCGAUGAGAGAAAAACGAUACGCAUGCGAACAUCAAAUUAGAGAUGCGCAACGAAUUGUGGAAGCCUUUCAUAAGGAGAUUCAAAUUUAUUUGAAGAAGCUGAAAAUUAUAGAGAGCAAUUUGAAGAAAAACGAGGAUGAUUUAAAAAUAUUUAUGCUUAAAAAACAACGGAAACUAAAUGACGUAGACGUUACGAUACUAAUAAAAUUGCAUCAGCUGCAGUAUUUCGAGGAAUCUUAUAUCUCAUUUAAAGUGCAUGAUUGCGUGGUAUUUGAUAAGAAAAAAUUGUCUAACUUGUACGUGAGAAUACAAGAGUUGUAUCAAGAAACACUUGAAUUACACGCUAAACAUAAACAUGCUCGAACGCAUCUUCAGAGAAUCAAACUUGAUUGCAAUCACAUGCGUGUCAAUAAUAAAAAGUUGAAAAAUGAGAUAAAGCUGAAAAUAAUGAAUAAGUUUGGCCAAAAUGUGUCCUUAAGUAAAUUAUACGAGACAAUACUUCGUCGAAUAGUAUAUGAUAUUAAAGCAAACUUGAACGAGACAACAGCGUAUUUCAUCAAACGAAUUAAACAUGUCAAAGAGAAUUACGCGGAAGAAUUAGUCAUAUUUAACAACCUGAUCCGGGAACAUACGCAAAAAUUGAGUUUUUUAACACUUUUAGUGGAGGAACAAUCAAAACUUCAGAAACUAUUGAAGCGACACAUCAUAUCAGAUGUAAAUCAUGUUUGUAUAUUCAUUAAACAUUUAAUUUCACAUUUUUCGAUACUAUCGUUGUUGCAGGAGGAUAUGCUACAGUUGGAGCAGAAAUAUAAAAGUGAUAUAAUGAAGAUGGAGAGUAUCCUUGAAAAUCAAAUACGACAGAAACAUCUAUUUCGGAAGGACAUUAAAAAUCUUAGAUUAAGAACAAAGUCGCAAGAUUCUGUUCAAUCUAAGGAAAUUAUAUCCAAUGGUAAAGAUGAUAAAAUUGAACUUUGCAAUUAUUUCAUGACUUCAUAAUAUCAAUAAAUAUAAUUUAUAAAAUAAUUAUAAAUAUUAAUAAGUAUUAUAAUAUUAUUUAUAAUUUAUAAAAUAAAUUGUAU